GCGACGGUAACCAAGGGAACUGGUAAACAGGGAGGACGGCAGAGUUGUCGGUGUCGCGGCUAGCGGGAAAGAGACACGGUUUACAUUAAGGACAUGGUGACUGACUUUGAUGAGAAGCAUGAUGAAUAUUUAAUAUUACUUCAACAAAGAAACCGGAUAUUGAGACAUUUGAAAAGAAAGGACCCCAUGCAAAUCAAACUAGAGCAUUUAGAACAAGGAUUUUCUCUGUAUCUAAAUGGAGCUAAUUCAGAGUCAAGAAACUAUCGCAGAAAACCCAGUUUUCAAGAAUUCUUUAGAUGUGGGUUGCAGACUGCAAGGAUAAAUGAUUCUGGUACAGCAGCCCAAGUAAAAGAAAUUGAACUGCAAGGACGCAGCACGCAGACUGCACCAAGCAAAAUCCAGCGUAAAGGAUGGUGUCAGAAACCUGUGCAGAUUAAAACAGAAAGUGGCUCUAGACUCUGCAUUUCACCUCCUCCGGAGUACUCUGAUGAUUUUGAACCUUAUGAAAGCUUGAAUAUGGAGACAAACGACUAUCAUAGUAAUUGUUCCCAGAAUCACAAGUCUCCCAAAAGUCCUGUCAGUGACUUUAAAUUCACCACCCGGAACCCAGAACUGCAAGUACAGGGUGAUGUGGAAAAGGAAAGAAUACUUUUAAGUAUUGAUGAUGUAAAGGAAUUGAGAAGAAGUUUGGAACUCUGUGUAAGUCAGAAAAGGAUGGAGAAGGACUGUUCUAGUGAUGACUAUGAUUCUGUUGAAGAGGAUGUGCUUUUGGAGCACUCUCAGGUGGAAGAGACAGUUGCAAGUUUUGGAAGCCUCCAGUUGCCCAGCAGUGAGUCAUUACUGAAGGAUGAGGCUGGAAGAUGCUGUGACCUUGAUGCUGGUGCUCUUGUGCUGGAAUUUAAGCAGAAUCUGACAAAUGUGAAACAGGAACGAAUUCUGUCUGCAAAGAGGAAAGAUGCUGCUGAAACCUACAUUCCAAUCAGACCUAUGAAGGUCAGAAGUAAAAUGGCUCGGCCACUUUCUGCUGGACCCCUGCACCAGGAGGGACAUGAAAGAACCUGUUCUAGACCAGUAAGUCGACCAGAAAAGCCACUGUCAGCAACUCGAAGGAAUGUUUGUGAGAAGAAGGAUCCUGAGCAAUCUGCUUCUGCUGUCAUUAAAGCUAUGCAAGUUGAAAAUGAGAUCUUGCAAAGAGAGAUGCUUUGCAGAAGGCUGGAGACUUCUACCAGCCAUCAAAUGCUGCCUUCUGUUUCAACUUCAUCUGUUUCUGCAACAACUGAGCCUUCAGAAAAACAACAGGAAACAACUGUAGUCACAGAAGCUAUUGAAAGAAUUGGCCAUUUGGGAAGCAGGCAACAGAAGAAACUUUUGAAACUCCUGCAGGAAAUUGAGAGCUGUUCUACCUGCCACAGUCACAAAGUCCUACCUACUGAGGAACUGGAGCCAGAUUCUGUGGAUCAGCUGCAAACAAAGGCAGAAGUACAGGAUGCCAUUUAUGUGACUAUGGAAAUCCUCUCCAAUUGGGGGAAUGCAGUCAAUGUGGGCCUGACGGAGGUGGAAUUCUUUGAUUUACAUGCUGUCAGGAUGUUUGUGUCUCCUCAUGAUGUGGAUAUCCGAAAUGCGGACUCUCCAGGAGAUCUCUCUUGCCUGGUUAAUAGAACCCUGAAUAGCACCAAGGAGCGUUUCCUGUGGACGUGCCCUUUUCAUGCACCAGUUCAGCUUUACUUUGUUAUCCGCAAUCCCAGCCGGUCACGUGACUUUGGUAUAUCUAAGAUCAAGAUUUGGAAUUACAACACGACGACUCUUAGUGACCUUGACGUAUGUGCAAAGAAUGUGAAACUAUAUAUUGAUGAGAACCUUGUAUUCGAUGGUCAGUUAGAAAAAGGCUGUGGAGAUCUAACCACUGAUUUCAGCACUACAAUUGACCUUAAAGACAAUAGACAAGAGAUUGCUGCACAUUCUACACAAGGAAAUAAAAAAUCAAAUGGAGCUAAUAGCACAGGCAAUAAGGAGGACCUGUUUUUAAAAUACCCACAGCCAGACAGGGUUUCGUUACACUGGAAAUCUUCCUUAGAAGAAAAUCUCUCUGAGGAAAUGAUGAAUUCCAUCAACUUUAGGAAAGAGAAAUCAACUACAUUAGAAGAAGAUCUGAAGGUGUUAUCAGCUCCUGUGUCUGCGAAGACUCUCAAGAAUGAUGUGUCAGAAUCAGCAGUUAUGGAGUACGUUCAGUCUGAUGAUGAGCUUACUAUGAGUGAGCAAAUGGAAAAACUAACCGGAAUAAAAUUAUCUGAAUCUUCAGGCGUAACUCCAUCUUGGUUACAGUCCUCUUCCCGAGUGACAGAGAAGUGCCAUAAACAGAAACCCUCCUGGCUGGAUAAAGAGCACUCUUUAGAUUUGAGAGUUCAAGAGCAGUCUGAUGGCACCAUGAGGGGCUGUCCAGGACUAAUUGAUGAGACUAUCAAAUGUCACGGAAGUGAACUGGGGAGAUCCAACAGUAGGAAUGCAAAUGGAGAUGAGAAGACACAAAUGGUAACCAGUAAAGCCUGUACUAUUGACUUGGACAUUUUAGACCAGCUUCCGAACAAAUAUUGCUGCACCCCUGAGUGUCCUGCUAGUGGGAGGAGAAGCGGCAGAAGUGUAAGAAAGAAGGGUUUAUGUACAAGUCAUGGAGAUGAAGGUCUGACACACACAGAUGAAGCCCUUUGUGUCAAUGGCCUAAAAAACUUCAGAGCUGGGUGGCAUAGUGAACAAGAACACACUCUGCAGGAGUCAUGGAACUCCCUUCUAAAGUUCAAUUAUUCUCACCGUGGGCGAAUCUCCAACAUGGAUUUUCAAGGGGAUAUCUUUGAUGAGUUUCUCCAUCAGCAGAAAAUCAGCCGGCAUGGAGAACAUCAGCUUGUGAGGAAAGAAGGAAUACAAGUGCUACCAAAAAGACAAGAAGAAAAUUACAUGGAGACAGAUGAUGGAAAUGAUUUUAAAAUCCCUGUUUUGCCAUAUGGACAGCACUUAAUAAUAGACAUUAAAUCCACAUGGGGAGACAGACACUAUGUUGGUCUUAAUGGAAUUGAAGUUUUUAGUUCCAAAGGAGAGCCUGUUCAGAUUUCAAAGAUAAAAGCUGAGCCACCUGAUAUAAAUAUUUUACCAGUCUAUGGCAAAGAUCCAAGAGUAAUAACCAAUCUAACUGAUGGGGUAAAUCGGACACAGGAUGACAUGCACCUUUGGUUAGCACCCUUUACUCCUGGGAAGCCUCACCAUAUCUAUAUUGACUUUGUGAAUCCCUGUCAAGUAGCUAUGAUUAGGAUUUGGAAUUAUAAUAAAUCCCGAAUACACUCCUUCCGAGGUGUGAAGGAUAUUACAAUGCUAUUAGAUGAGCAAUGCAUCUUUAAAGGAGAAAUUGCAAAGGCUUCAGGAACAUUGUCUGGAGCUCCAGAGCACUUUGGGGAUACAAUAUUGUUCACAACUGAUGAUGAUAUUCUAGAGGCCAUAUUCUGCUAUGAUGAGACUUAUGAUGGAGAAAUUGAAAAUGUGUGCUCGCUAAGAUAUGAGGAAGAGCUAAAGAGACCAAGGACUGCUGAUGGGGAGGGAGAUGAGAGACCUUUUACACAAGCAGGCUUAAGAACAGAUGAUAAGCAGGUUCAAGAACAAGUGAUGGUGUCAGACCAUCUUUCUGAGCUUACACCCAAGGUACCUGGGGUAUACACUGGACAAUGUCUGCAGCUAAAUUUCACCUUAUCCUGGGGAGACACACAUUAUCUUGGACUGACCGGACUUGAAGCAGUAGGAAAGGAUGGUCAGGCUUUGCCAAUUACUAUGGAUCAGAUUUCUGCUUCACCACAAGAUUUAAAUGACCUUGCAGAGUACAUGGAAGAUUCCAGAACAUUAGACAAGUUAAUAGAUGGGACUAACAUCACUGUUGAAGAUAAUCAUAUGUGGCUUAUUCCUUUCACUUAUGGGGAAGAUCACAUUAUCACAAUCUAUUUUGAUAAAGCUGAAAAUAUUGCAGGGCUUCGCUUUUGGAACUAUAAUAAAUCUCCAGAGGAUACCUAUAGAGGGGCUAAGGUUGUCCAUGUCUUGCUGGAUGGACACUGUAUCUCUCCGCCAGAGGGCUUUCUUAUCCGAAAGGGACCAGGCAACUGUCACUUUGACUUUGCUCAAGAAAUUCUCUUUGUUGACUACUUGAAGCCCCAACAGAUUAUCAGACCAUAUGGGAGAACUGAUUCACGUGGGAUGGAACAAGCUAGUAUGGACUAUGAAGCACCAUUGAUGCCAUGUGGUUUUAUUUUCCAGUUUCAGCUUCUAACGAGCUGGGGUGAUCCAUACUAUAUUGGUUUGAACGGACUAGAGUUGUAUAAUGAACAUGGAGACAAAAUCUUACUCACUGAAAACAACAUUGCUGCUUUUCCAGACAGUGUCAACAUUUUAGAGGGUGUGUGUGGAGAUAUCCGAACUCCAGAUAAACUCAUUGACAGAGUUAAUGACAGUGGUGAUGGCAGACACAUGUGGCUUGCACCAAUUCUUCCUGGUUUGGUGAAUAGGGUUUAUGUUAUUUUUGACCUGCCCACUACCGUGUCAAUGAUCAAACUGUGGAAUUAUGCGAAAACUCCCCAAAGGGGAGUGAGAGAAUUUGGUCUUCUUGUAGAUGACUUGCUUGUGUACAACGGAAUUCUAGACAUGGUGAGCCACAUAGUGCAUGGUAUCCUGCCCACCUGUGACCCUGUGGUCCCAUAUCAUACCAUUCUCUUUACAGAUGAUGAGAGGAUUUGCCAGCGAGAGAAGAAUACAGUUAUUAGCAAUCGUGUAGAGGAUCAGGAUGUACGAAUGAUGAACGAAAAUCAAAUUGUUACAAACUCCAAACAGAAGCAGAUUGCUGCUGACCCAGCUUUACGUCCAAAAACCUGCAUACGUGAUAAAGGAAUGCUGAGGAGGAAAAGACACUGAGGGGUUAUGAAGUGGAUGUCCCGAGCCCACCCAGCUGAGAUGCCUACCAUCUGGCACUUCUGAAUGCAAAUCAACCAUGUGGCAGAUGUUUGCCACUUGAUACUCCCGAACCAUCACCGAAAGGCCUGAAAUCUUUACUGUCUAAUGAUGGGAAGUUUCAUUUGAUGGAGGAAGUGCUUUAGAAAUGAAAUUUUAAGUAUACGCUGAUAGUGUUUCUUAUUAUGUCAGCACCUAUACUAUCUGUAUUUUCAUUCUCUGUUAACUGGCAAACCAGUAAACAGUGUAAGUAAAGUCACUGUUAACUUCUACCUAUCUCUACCUAAGUGGACCUGCUUUUGAGUAAGAACCUUAAUGCUAAAACUGGAGUCCACUCCUGAUGUGUACACAUAGCUUUGGGGAAGCAGUAUUGUAGAACUGAGAAAAGACUUUCAGAGUUGUAUUUCAGUCCUGAACCCUCAAGUUUUAAACUGCUGGUCGGCCACAAAGCCCUUUGAGCCCCUAAAUCAUUUCUGUUCCAGUUCAGGCAAUUUGUAUAUAAUCCACUGGAAAAUGUACAUAUUAGGAAAAACUGUACUUCAGGAGAAAAGCCCCUGUACUUCAGGAGUAGUGCUGUUAGAGGCAGGAAGUAACAUUGCUUUUGAUCCCAUGGAACAGGGCCGGCUCCAGGGUUUUUGCCGCCCCAAGUGGCGCAAAAAAAAAAAAAAGCCACGAUCGCGAUCUGCGGCGGCAAUUCGGCGGGAGGUCCUUCGCUCUGAGCUGGAGUGAGGGACCGUCCGCCGAAUUGCCACUGAAUAGCUGGAUGUGCCGCCCCUCUCUGGAGUGGCCGCCCCAAGCACCUGGCAAGCUGGUGCCCGGAGCUGGCCCUGCCACGGAAGCUCCUUUUCCCUCAUUCCUACAAUUGACAGAGGUAUCAAUGAUGGCAUGGGAAUUGUCUUUUAAAAAUUCAGGUCAGGAAGCAGGGUUUCCAUCAGUUCGUGAUCAGUAAAGUUUUAGCAAAUUGCUCAAUUCUCAUUUUUGCAAUGAAAGGAUUUGAAAUAAUGAUAAAUGUGCAUUAAUUUCACUAUUGUGAAAAUAGCAAAAAAAUGUGCAGCUGGACCAUUACCUCCUUACACAUACUUCAUAACCCUGCAGCCAGAACACUUCUCUCCUCUUCUACACACACAUGGUUAUAUACUGGAUUGUGUACAAAGAGGCUGUAGCAACGCAUGCCAUAUAGUGCACAAAACAGAUCUAUUGUCAUCAACAUACCACACCCAUCCUGGCAAACCAAGUGCUUUCCCUCUGGUAGGUAACUUGUGUUCCAUAUAUAAAUGGAUUAUAUUUCUGGAUCUAAACCUGAAGAGUUCAGAUAUAUUGUACUAUAAGUUUGGUGUUAUGCAACUCAAAAUGUGAUGAAAAAAAUGACUGUGUUGCAGGAUGCAGUUAUGUAAGUGUCAUUUUCACUUAAAACUUGUAGCUGAUUAUAACCUAUACAUCUCUUUUCCAUAGAAAAGAUUCUUCCCUUUCCCAGGCAGAGAGUUCCCAGUGUUCACCGUAGAGAUGAGACACUGAAAUACCAUAAGACACAUUUCUUUUAGCCAGAUGCUAUUUUAACCAUAAAGCAGAGACUUACCACUGCAAUUCCUGAUACAGCAACCGAAUUCAUUGCUGCCAAUUCUAGGCAACAUCAGGACCAUCUGAGAACCUGAUAGCUUGUAUAUUUGCUUAUAAAAAUAUAUUUUAUUCUUUGUCCUGGUCAA
This is a messenger RNA of Trachemys scripta elegans, 6677 nucleotides long. It is a transcript of the gene KATNIP, whose product is annotated as katanin interacting protein. The coding region runs from base 94 to 4938 and encodes 1614 amino acids. The transcript has 27 exons. The record is from RefSeq and is a predicted model, not a curated record. NCBI's taxonomy places the organism in Eukaryota, Metazoa, Chordata, Testudines, Emydidae.